Molecule: messenger RNA, 627 nt
Organism: Impatiens glandulifera
Lineage: Eukaryota; Viridiplantae; Streptophyta; Magnoliopsida; Ericales; Balsaminaceae
Product: putative surface protein SACOL0050
Exons: 2
Coding region: 1-627 (208 amino acids)
Source: RefSeq, a predicted model, not a curated record
AUGGCUGUAGAGGAGGCUCUUAUGGCGGAAGAGGACGCUGCUAGGGAGGUAGAGGUGGCACCUAUGGCGGAAGAGGAGGCUGCUAGGGAGGAAAAGGAGGCUCCUAUGGUUGUAGAGGAGGCUGCUAGGGAGGUAGAGGUGGCACCUAUGGCGGAAGAAGAGGCUGCUAGGGAGGAAAAGGAGGAGGCUCUUAUGGCUGUAGAGGAGGCUCCUAUGGCUGUAGAGGUGGCUCCUAUGGCGGAAGAGGAGGCUGCUAGGGAGCUAGAGGUAGCACCUAUGGCGGAAGAGGAGUCUCCUACAGAAAUUAAGGAAAUUAAGGAAGAGGUGGCUACCAGUGCGAUAGAGGAAGAGGCUACAAUGGAGGUAGAGGAGGAGGUUUGCAGGGCAGAAAGGGAGGAGGCUCCUAUUGCGGUAAAGGAGGUUCGCAGGACAGAAAGGGAGGAGGUUGAGAAAAGAUUUGUUGAUAAAGACUAUAAUGGCGCAAGUAGCUAUGAUUUGAGCUCAAAUUUUUUGUCCAAUUUUGGAGGGCUCAUCAAACAGUAUACGGAGAUGUGUUGUCUAUUUAACCCUUAUUGCAACAAAACUGUUGGAACAGAUGGGGCAUUUAAGCCUCUAUCGGAAGCAUGA